CUCCUGAUCUACUUUGGUUCCCAGAUUCCGCUCGUGUAUUUGUGCUAUUGUGAUUGUUUGUGGUCUCGUGAAAUUCUCGUGAUGUUUUACUGUAAUAUAGGAUGACAGUGUAUUUAUAAUAUUUCUUCUCGUUUUGGCCUCGUAAGGAUUAGUCAAGUACAGGUGCUAAAAGGUGUAAAUUCUAGCAUGGCUACGGCACAAAGAGGAAUGAAAUCCAAACUAAGCGAAAGACAACCACAGCUGAAAUGCCGUAAUAAGUAAGUCCAGACUGCCCAGUAGAUCCUUGUCAUGUCUUUACAAGAGUAGAUUUAUCAUGACACAAUUACUUUGUAUUCACGAGUUUGUUUUUGUCUAUUGUUGUUAAUCUUUAUACUACAACUCUCUUGUAUCUGUAAUUGAUUUAGAAAGUAUUUUAAUCUUACAGUAGCCAACGUUAUUUUUUGUAUAAAUAAAAUAUGUCGAGUAUUUUUCAUUUGCUCACAGAAAAUAUAAAAAAUUCAAAGCGAAACUAUUGCAUAGUUAUGUUAUAUUAGGCCAUGGGAAUUAAUAUUUGAAAUUGCAUCCAACUUUUUUUGUUUAUAUUUAUUAUUUAUAUAUGGUAUAAGUGUAACAUCACAAAUGUGUGAAAGUUUUGUUAUUUCAUUAAAAAAUAUACAAGCAUGCACCACAUAGAAUCUCAGACACACCGAAUAUGACCCAGUCACAUUGGUAGAUUGCAUUUAUUGUCCACAUAGGGGGUUGAGGAAAUCUUUAUACCAGUUAAAUUGUGAACCCCCCCUGGAAUACAGUUUAUUUCCCUUUCCCCCGGAAUUUCCUAGGAAUUACUAUGGUUUCAUUGCCUGACACCCCUGGAAAAUGUCUAUAAUUACGGUGUUCUUUCAGUUGUGGUUUCUAUGGCAACCCGGCAUGGCACGGUUAUUGCUCGUUAUGUUACAAAGCGUUUCUUGCCAAUGAAGCAGCGCACAUGUCAAGUGAAAAAAGUAGCUCACAUGUAGCAAAGUCAAGUUUUGGGACAGGUGAGUUUGUUGAAAAGCCAUUUCAAAAGUGUGGGAUACCUGGGGUUGUUUUUGGAGGGUUAAAAAUAUGCUUGACGGUACAGUAUGAGAAUUAGCAAGCAUUGAAGAAGGGGGCCCGGGGCAAACUCCCCUGAGAAAAUUUGAAUUUCUAAGGUCUCUGCAACACCAUUUCCUGCUUCUGAGGAAUUUUUUACCUAAAUCUGAAAAUUAUAAGAAUAUGGGUUUUGCUUGUCAUUGGAAAAGGUCACUUACAAUCCCGAAAAAGAGGUAGUCACUCCUGCGGUAGGGUGGGACCUGCUCUAUGUGUCCCCACCUAGGAGGUUGCACAUGCCCCACCUACCAUCCUUUUGUUACCCCCAGCGCCUGUCGUACCCCUCACCCCCAGAACGAAUUUGAAUCAAUCAAUAGUUGCAAGAUUAAUCCAUUAUUAUUAAAUUUUAGACCAAGCAUCGCCCAAUGAAGAAACAACAUUGCCGUUUUCUAAGUUUGAGGAGAAAAAGAAAGUACAAAGUACUUCAAAAAAGUAAGUCAGUCCUUAAUCCUUAUGAAGUGAAAAGUGUUCGGUAUUUAUACUGAGCUAAAUUGUAUUCAUUUGAUACAAUUGAACUGUGUGUUCUCUCAGACAAAGUGUGAGAAAGUUGUUCACAAAGACGAAAGGAGGCCUACCAAUAGAAGUGCCUUUAGAAUCUGCGUCAAUACAAUCCAUGAGGAGAAGUGAUAUUGAUGGUAAUGAACUCUUAUGAAUAAACUGUUUGUUGUUUUAUAAGCAGAGCUCAUCACCUCUGACUAAUGUCGAUGUCUUCAUUAUAGGAACGUCGUCAGAUGUGAAUCAAAGUGCUUCAGAUUUCAACAUGUUUCUUAAAACUCUACGUAAACCUGCAGCGCAAGAUAUUGUUGGAAAAUGUAAAUAGUAAGUGAGCAUUAGAAAGUAAAACUAACCCUUUAAGUGCAAUGUGCCCUGAUGCACACCCUAAUUUAUUAUUUUACUCUGUCCAACAGCAGACAAUUUUACUCAUCAGGGGGAGAGUGCUGUCUCUCAAUGGGUUUAGUAUGAUAUUUGUGAUGUGUGUAUAUCCACACCGGGCGAGCUUGAAAAAUAUGCGCGGCCACGGUGGGAAUUGAACCUACGACCUUUGGAAUACUAACCCAAUGCUCUGCCAACUGAGCUACGCGGUCAGGACGGUUCGAGUAAGUGAUCUUUCGUAAACAGAACCUAGUUCCUUCGAUAUCAAUGUAAUCUAGUAAUAUGAUUUUUUCUGUGUUGGUGUUGUGUACUCAGGUGAAUAUGAUAUUUGUGAUGUUACUCUGAGUAUAUAUCCACACCGGGCGAACUUGAAAAAUAUGCCCGGCCACGGUGGGAAUCGAACCUAUGACCUUUGGAAUACUAGCCCAUGCUAGGGUUUAGUAUGAUUGAUGAAUAAGAAUACAUAGUUUGAUUUAAAUGAUAUUUGAUUUAUAUAAAAAGGACAAUUUUUCCAAAAGCCUCAGGCUUAUCUAGGGAAAUCUUGUCAUACAAAAAUAAAUAAGUUCUUUGUAUCUUUGCAGUAAUAAAUUUACGUGGUGUUUCCACAAACAAAACCUAUUAAAAAUAAAUAAGUUACAAAAUUAAUAAAAAUUGACAUCACAUACGGACUAACCUGAAGUUCAGGCCCUAAUUUGAAAUAGGGCCUGACACAAAACCUGUCUAGACCGUGAGACGCCCACAUGUUAUUUUUAGACACACAUGCAAUAUGAUUGACAAGUGUUGUAGAUUUCCGUUACACAAAAAAAUUAUAUUCUCAUGAACAUGUCCGCAGAGCAUUUUGCUUUUUAAUUAAACUUAAAAAUUCAAGGUACUUUUAUAUAAUUAAGAGUCAGUUUCUCUAUUUGACCGAACAGGCGAACAGCAAACAAAGACUUAAUUGGUCAGUUCUAUGCACGGCUUGACUGCCAAGCUUUUUCAAGGUCUCAACUUGCUGGACGCGGAUAUACUCUAACGACUAACGGGCUAAUAACAGCAACAAUUAAAUUCUCAAUCAUACCACGAAGAAGGCGAUGCAGCUCAGAAAACAACGCCGGUAGGACCUGAUAUUAAAAAUAAGACUUUUGCCGGCGAAGCAAGUUGGCAGAACAUCUUGGCUGUCAACAACAAGCUUUCGAAUACAGGACUAGUUUGGCUGUUCUUUCAGCGUCGUUUGACGUGUGUGUCCAAAAUUCGUCAAAGAUUUUGAUGAAGCCCUUUCAAAAUACUGUUUGUUUGAUUUAUUUUCUUCCAUAAAGCAUAAAAGAAAAGAAAUUCGAAGAAAUCGAUAAUGGAAUUUGUUACGUGCGUUUGACCUUUAUAUUAAUUCUCGCCUUGACCGAGCUAUUUUUAAAACUGUUGUUUAUGUGAACUUGCAACCAAUCAAAAUCCUUCAUGACGCUGAUCAACCAAUCAGAUUUCAAUCCCACACUUUAGAUAGGUUUUGUGUCAGGCCCUAUUCUGUGAUAGGGCCUGAACUUCAGGUUACAUACGGACUAACAUACAUAGGACAGACGUAUUAAGUAGGACAAAGAAAUGAAUGACAGAAACACUUCCAAAUGAUGUGGAAUGAGAUUAACAUAGCACCACUAAGAUCACACAUAAUAUUAUAUGUGUACACUUAUAGAUGUUAACAAAAGUGCUUAGAGUUAAUAAUAAAGUCCUGCACAAGUGAAAAUAGCUUUUAAAACAUUAAUUGAGAAAGAUACAUCAGGAUGUCCUUAUACAAACCAUUGAAAGCGCAUCGAGGGUGAUGAGUUUAACCAUAGAAAUGGUUUACAGUAUGGUAUAAUUUUCUAAAUUUAGUGUUACAGAACAAAUAGUGAGCAAUUCAUCUUGGUCUGUUGAACGUCAAAGUGAAUUUCUUCAAAAAUUUUAUAUUGUGAGUAUGGUUAUGAUUAGAAAAUAAAUGGUCAAUUUUGUAAUGUUUACUUCAAAACAAUGAGCAUCAGAGUAUGUACGAAACCAGUAAUCUAAUAAACUGCUUUUCUUCAGCAUAUGGAAGAACGUCUGGAAAGUCACAGUGUAUUUCGAGGUACCACCUCGGCUCAGCUACAGACUGCGUUAGAUGGAGUGGAAAAAUAUGUCAUGACAAAGAUAUAUAAAAUGUAAGUAUUGUCGCUCUCAAACAACAGAAUAGACUACACAGAAGCCUGACUCCUUGGGUUCUCCUAUGAUUUUGGCAUAACCGUAAUUCGUCAUCAAAAUGCUGAUGCCAUGGGCCUAACCAGUGCGCAUUUGAGAGGCAUUCACCUCCCUGAAAAUAUUAAAAAUGGCUGACGUCCAGGGGGGUAAUGCCUCUCAUAAGUGCACUGGCUAGGCCCAUGGCGUUAGCAUUUUGAUGAUGAAUCAUGGCAUGGUGUUGCUUCCUGCAAUGGCUCAGAUCAUUCGAGAUUACAUUUUUCCAUAAAUAUAAAAUGUCAUAUUUACGCAGAGUUUUCUGUCCGCCAUCGACUGACGAUGAACUAAAGGAUCUGGAAUUACAAAAGAAGAUUCGUCAGCUCAAGUGGGUUACCAGGCAACACCUGGAUGCCGCGAUUGAAUUGGAAAAUAGGAAGGUCCAGGAGUUCUUAGAAGAUGCACAAAAUGGUAAUCAGAUUAAAAUCUGCACGGGUAGUAUAUUUUUUAACUGGUCAGUGUCAAGCGGGGUGAGAGUUGAGAAACGAGAGUUUGCAUGGGAGUUUUCUCAACUCUCAUGCCCUGGUCAACGAGAACAAGAGUUGCAUGAGAGUUGAUGAGAGUUGAGAAAUGAGAGUUGAGAAAUGAGAGUUGAGAACAAGAGUUACAUGAGAGUUGCAUGAGGGUUGAGAAGUGAGAGUUUGCAUGAGAGUUUUCUCAACUCUGACGCCCUGGUCAAACGAGAACAAGAGUUACCGCGCACGUAGCAAGAACUUUCAUCAACUCUCAUCAAAAUUUGAACCAGCUCAGAGUUAAUGAGAGUGCAUGCAUGAGAGUUGUUCAGAGUUGGCGCUUAAACGCGAGCGACGGUUGUAACUCCCAUCAACUCUCAUUCUUGUUUGGCCGGGGCUCGAGGUUCGCUUCACGCACUGAAUAUGCAGUUCUCUGAUUUCACUUCAAUUGCAUGCGAGAAGAGCAGUUUCACUUUGAUUCUCCCAAGCAAGGGUUUUUCCAGAAAUUGUUUAAAUGCUCAUGCACAAAUGGUACAUUGUUUUGUGUUAAUUUUCCAGACAUUGUGGAGGUCAACACGAAGAGGGCGCCACAAGACAAGUUAGCGUGUGUUGUAAGAUGCAGUAAACGUGUCUUUCGUAUCCUUUGACGUAACGAAUUCUUGCAAUUUCGUGUCCGUCACACGCGAGAAGAGUGCUUCCAAUUGCAUCCAGUUUAGCUCUGG
Messenger RNA from Paramuricea clavata, 5368 nucleotides. Lineage: Eukaryota; Metazoa; Cnidaria; Anthozoa; Malacalcyonacea; Plexauridae. The record is from the annotation of a GenBank genome assembly.